AUGUCGGACUCCCCAUUCCCAGAAUUUCCCGUCUCCAAUAUCACAAUCCCAUGGAACCCGCUUGUCAAGAAGGCCUACGACUACACCAAGGAGCACACAAGCUUACCAACCCUGAAUCACUGCCUGCGCAGUACAGCAUUCGCUCUGAUCAUCGUGCGCAAGUUCCCGCCUCUUGUGGCAGCGACACCAGAUCUAGACCUCGAAGCCGUGGUUCUUUCAGUGCUCAUGCACGAUCUGGGCUGGGCUACGACAAAGUCGUUGCUGUCAACAGACAAGCGCUUCGAAGUGGACGGCGCCAACCUCGCGCGCUCGCUAAUCCAGUCGUCCGUUUCGGAUGGCUGGGACAAACACCGCCUGCAACUCGUGUGGGACACGAUCGCGCUGCAUGCGACGCCCAGCAUCGCACAUCAUAAGGAGCCCGAGGUGUUCCUGGGUCAGCUGGGAAUCAUGGGCGAUUUCUUCGGUCCGAAUAUCCCUAUCCCAGGUGGUUUGAUUACGGUCGAUGAGUAUAAGGAGGUCGUGCGUGCGUUCCCGCGAGCAGGGUUCAAGGAAGACAUGAUCAGUGUUAUGUGUGGACUCUGUCGUGACAAGAAGGAGACGACGUUCGAUAAUUACGUGUGUGACUUUGGACUCAAUGAAGGAUACGAUGGGAAGGGAACUGGGAAGGAAGAGUACCGGGCUGCAUUCGAGAAGAGCAAGGUACGAGAUAUGAUGUUUGCGGGCCUCGCAGCUUGCGAGGAAUACGAGAAGUGA
Exophiala bonariae is the source of this 753-nucleotide messenger RNA. RefSeq lists its product as uncharacterized. The coding region runs from base 1 to 753 and encodes 250 amino acids. The record is from RefSeq and is a predicted model, not a curated record. NCBI's taxonomy places the organism in Eukaryota, Fungi, Ascomycota, Eurotiomycetes, Chaetothyriales, Herpotrichiellaceae. The transcript has a single exon.